AAUGAACGUUGCCGAAUUCACUACAAGCCUCCGAAGAGUCAAUGAUGUGGGGUAUUUUUCAUCAAGGUGGUCCAUAACCAUGAGAGCCAAACUGGAAAGAGACCUUGGAUGUUUGCUCAGCUGUUGUGGGGAAACUUCACUUAAGCAGAUGCUGUGAAAAUGACCUGUGAAGUGGAUGUGUGAUACAUACACAGAUUUUUUUUUUUUUUUCAGUAGACCAGCCUAGCAUUUGUUAUGAGAACUAUGGAAAAAAUCUCAACCCCAACAUAGCACUAUUUUUCCUUUGAGUAUAAGGCUAAACAAGUAGGUCUAUACAAACCUGUAUAUGACAAACUUCUGACACCAUAAGAAGACGUCUAAGUCCCAAACAUCCCUUUUUCAGGUGUUUGCAGCUUGUAUUCAGAGUGUUGCACUAAGAAGUUGAAUUACUCUGUUUAGUUUGCUCUGAGCACAGAGGGAUAUCUCUUAUAGUACAUGGCAAAUCACAUGGAUCAGAGACUGUUUGAAUCUUGCUCUUGAACUUAGUGGAACUUAAGGUGAGUAACUGGAAUUGCAUGCCAUGCCUGGGGGCACAGGGAAGGAGAAAAUGGCUUUGCUGUAUUUUGAGUACUUCAGAUCUGCCUGUGGAGUGGGAUGGUUUGUGAUGAUACGCAGAUGGCCUUGGUCUGAGCCUUGGGCCAUCCUAAACAAAGGCAGUUAAAAUCUCUCUGUCUAGUGAUCCCUGUCCAUUCUAGCUAGGAUCAUGCUUAGUCUGCAACUGAGUCCUGCUUCAACUUCAACAUCAAGGUAGUCACAAAAUUACUGGACUGGUUGAUGUCAUAUGUGAAUCAAACAAGGGACCCCACAAAUACCAGGAUCUCAUCCUUUUCCUGGUUCUGGUUUUUAUUUUUGCAAGUAAAGGCACUUGAACAAAAAGCACAACUGAUGCCUCUGUCCAGAGUCUAGAUCUCCUGCAGGUGGCUUACCCCUUUGGGGCUCUCCUGUUGCUUGGAAAUAGUGAAUAUGGAAUGGAGAAUGGCUUGGAAAGUCCUCUCAAGCGUGUGCUGCUUAUUCCCUUCUGUGAAAUAGAAAGAGGUGUCUUUUUUCUGGCACUCAGUGCUGUUGCCUUCUGCAACCUGUAGGCACUCAAGACUGAUGAAAUAGGUAAUCUCUUCACAGAAUUGUUUUAAGGAUUGAAUUUGUUUGUCUUGAAGCAGACCAAGGCAAAGAAGCUUUUUACUGGUAUCAUAGGCUCAGCAUAGGUGAGAAUGUGGUAACUACAUGUUGCUGAAUUUCAGGUUUCUGUUAAUCCUAGUUGAUGUACAAUGUCGGAAAUCUUUUGAAAUCAGUGGGUAGCAGGAAACCUUUUCUUUAGAGAAGCUUGUUGAAAUUCAAGGCUGUUGUUACUGUGAUGAUGACAAGUAGAUCUUCAAUUGUUAGAUAGAGGGUUGCUUUCCUUUAGCAGCUCUUUAAAAUGAUGCAGACCACAUGUCAUUUCAUCCAGUCAUAAUUACGUGUCUUGUCACUGCAAAACUGACUGACCUACUGGCUUAGCUUUCACAGUCAUUUCUAGAAGUGGCUUAAUUUCUUAUUUUAAAAUGACUCAUAAAUACAUAACCCUGGGGUUUGGAUUUUGUUUUUUUUUUUUCUUCUUUGUUUUGUUACUGUAUCGGUGUUUUUAUUGACUAUAGCUGCUACUUCUUAAAAUUGCUUACACGGGAUCAAAGAGUAGGGACCUGCAAGCUGUGAAGAUUUAUUUCUUCAUUGUUGGAAUAGUACAUAGUAUGAGAUGUUACUCAGCUUUAAAACUGUAAUGAAUACUAGUGCUGUUCUCCCAGCACAGAUUCUCCAAGUUAGCAGCAGUACCGUUAAGAGAAAUUGCCAUCUGUGCAAAUGGUGAGCGUAGGCUGGAAUGGUAUGUAAUGUAAUAUCAAACAUGUCUCAGAUACUGAAGUGGAGACACUCACUAGCUUGUCAGUGUUGUGCAAGAGAUGGAAUGGGGACAGCUGUUCCAAAUGCUGCUUCAUUAGCUCCAAAGUUUAAUGGGGAGAGGUGUGUAGAUAAGUGUUGCCUGGGAUAGUCUGUUGACAGGGAUCAUCCCUGAUAGCAGGUCUGUGAAACAUCAGCAUUUCAAAGUGACUUCAUGAACUAUGUGUGCAGGAUGAGUACUGCAUCCCAGUCUUAGAAAUACCACUAGAUUUUGGGACAGCCAUUAGCACUCCCACAGAAAGAAAACAGUCCAAUUGGCCUGUGUAAGCUUUAGCAUUGGCUUACUGACCAUUGGUGUUGUUUUCCCAUCCCUUCUACACAACUCUAUGCAUUCUGAGGAAAAAAAAGAAACCCCAACAGUUCUUAUGCUUUGAAGUCGAAAACGCAGAAAUAGAGUCCAAUGAAUGAUUUCCAUGCAACAUUAACAUCUUUAGUUUCAUACCUAGAGUUUUCCCAAGUUUAUAGAUUAACCCUCCUAGUCUUUGUGCUCAGUGUAUUUCUUAGUAAUCAGAAUCAGGAGUUCUCCAGGGAGGCACUGCUGCCUUGGGGAUCUUACCAAUAUCCCUUCUCAGGGGAGUUAGUUCAUCCUGGUGAGUGGAGAAGUUUAUAAAAUACCCUCAUUUAGCACUGGUGCUGCAUGGUUGUUGGAUGCAUUCUGUGGCUUCUGGCAUGAGUAAGGUGAGCUUGGUCUUCUAGUUCAGUUAGCUCAUCUGUCCUGCUGUGUGAAUAAGAUGCAUGGUAGGAACACAGUUGGAAGAUGACCAGCAUUUGGGUGAAUCAGCAGGGUCUUGUGCAAAAGAUGGCAUUUGAGCUCAUCAGCUUGAAUUGUCAACUCUGCAAAUUGGGCUGUGAGGAACUCCUCAUGUCAGGUGGUGAAUUUGGAGAAAGUGGCAGACUUCCAGUUUUAACAUCUCCCAUUCCCUUUAUUCCCAAGAACUGGGAACGUUCUCUGUUCAGAAAGAUGUUGUCUCAGGACAACUGUUUUUCCUCAAAUGCCUUUCAUCCACUUCCGUAACACUGCUACUCAAGUUUGGGAAAUUCUGCAACAUCCUUAUCGGUAACAUGCUCUUGCCUUGAUCUGUUGAGUUUAGGGCCCUUACAGGCUCAGUUUCUCAAUCUCUAGUCCUUUGUACCAAGAACAGGCCUUGAAGUUAAAUAUAAAGUACUUGUUUACAGUUCAUUGCAUCACUUGUCAUCCUUGAGGAGAGUCAGUAGGUUGGUUAGGACACCGAUAAGUCUGUACUGCACGACCAACAUUGCUGGGCCAUGAACAGGCUUGUUUAGUGAAUUCCCCAAUGCUGAUUCCAGCAGAAAUGCCCAUUGCCUGUGUGCAGCAUGUACUCAUUUCACCCCCCUCCCAUAGACCCGCCCCAUGGGACUAAAAACUGUCUGGUCUGUUGCUACUUCUGUGGUCCUAGCUCUGCAACAACAUACCUCCUAUUUGCUGGAGAGGGGGAUGGCAGGAGUACCAAAGGGGACUAGUUUUUCUGUGGUCUUGAACUGUUAGCUCUUGCUAGCCUUUCCUCAGUGGGUUGCAUGUGCUUUGAGCUUUGUACAUUCAUAAUGGUCAUGGACAUGACUGUGUCAUAUGUCUGUAACUGCAGAGUGAAUUCUUCUGACAGUAUAUUCUGCAUGUUACAUAUUUCAACAGUGUAUGAAAUCUAAGAACCUUGAAAUUAGAACAGCUAUUGUAUACACACAACUGCUGUAGUGAGAGGGAUUGUACUUUGUCUUCCAGGAAAUUGGCACUAGAGUUUCAAUAAAAAUGUAAAUGGUACUGCAUAUACAGUUGUUAUUAUGAUUGCCUGAAUGGAACUAUAAGUUUGAUAGGAAGGAAGCAGUAAUAACUUAUUUGCAGUAGUCACCUGAACCUAGGUUUUUUCCCCUUCUGGUUCUGGUGUGUACCUUAGCACCUUUGCGGUCAGGCAGAGGGAAGUAAAUUGUGGUCUGCUCCCAUUUCCCACUUGGAAGGAUGUUGAGGCAAUACAAUUUCAAGUUGAAUGGGAGCUGUGCUAAGGAAAUUAAUGCAUGCUUUCUUCUGACCUUGAAUGGUGUUGGGAAAUACUGGGUGUGACUUUGAUCUGUUUCCUAAGUGCACAGACUAGUCAUUCGCACAUGGGUGGAGAGGCAAGAGGUUCUAGUUUCAGCCCAAACCAACUGUCAUAAAUUGUGGGUGGCUGCAGGCUGUUGUUCACUUUCCUUAUUGACAUGGAGACUAUAUACACUUAAGAUUUUACAGUGCUUUUUACAUUUACUGUUAAUAUAAUCAGUGCUUUACUUUGCUUUUCCCUUGUUUUCCCCGUUUUUCUCCUCCAGUUCAGUAAUGGUAGGCUCUGUAUGUUACAGGUCAUAUGACUCCAUGACACAUGUAUGUGUGUAUAUAUAGACAAGAUGCCUGGUGACUGUUUAGACUGCGCUGAACUUCCCUCUUCAGAAUCACCCAGCAUUUCAAAGAAGUUACCUGCCACUAUGAUGACUGGGGGCUUAUCAGAUACUAAGCCUGCUACUCCAGAAGUCCAGCAUAUCGUUAACCAGGUGAAGCCACAGUUUGAAAGCAGGGUAAAUGGGACAUGCGACAUCUUUCAAGCCAUAGUAUAUAGGACUCAGGUGGUUGCUGGGAUCAACUACUUUAUUAAGGUCCAAGUCUCCAACACUGACUAUGUCCACUUAAGGGUGUUUCAGAGCCUUCCUCAUGAGAACCAAGGUCCCAGCCUUGUCAGUUUUGAGACUGGAAAAACCAGGGAUGAUCCUCUCACCUACUUCUGAGAGAUGAUAUGAAAUGGUGCCUUACCUCUGCAACUCACAUGUGGAUUCUGCCUGUGUCAGUAAACACGUGGAAAUAAAACAAAUUUUGAAAGCU
Molecule: messenger RNA, 4828 nt
Organism: Athene cunicularia (burrowing owl)
Lineage: Eukaryota; Metazoa; Chordata; Aves; Strigiformes; Strigidae
Product: cystatin-A-like
Exons: 4
Coding region: 4339-4734 (131 amino acids)
Cellular component (GO): cytosol
Molecular function (GO): cysteine-type endopeptidase inhibitor activity
Source: RefSeq, a predicted model, not a curated record